Molecule: messenger RNA, 1233 nt
Organism: Aspergillus welwitschiae
Lineage: Eukaryota; Fungi; Ascomycota; Eurotiomycetes; Eurotiales; Aspergillaceae
Gene: ssn8
Product: cyclin-dependent protein serine/threonine kinase regulator SSN8
Exons: 3
Coding region: 304-1233 (309 amino acids)
Biological process (GO): positive regulation of transcription by RNA polymerase II
Cellular component (GO): mediator complex; nucleus
Molecular function (GO): cyclin-dependent protein serine/threonine kinase regulator activity
Source: RefSeq, a predicted model, not a curated record
CCCAUCUCCGACCUGCACGACAUCAAACCUCAUCUUCACUCCGAUUGCUAAAAGGGGUGUGUGUUGCCUGGAUUCAGGCUGUUACUCCCCUCAUCGAUUCACCCUCCAGCGCUCCUGAACUAGUGGGUCGUAUACCAUACCAGCCACACAUCCACACCCUCGGAUGCCCAAAGCCAACUGGAUAAUCUGUACCCAUCCAGCACCUCUUAGGCCCAAAGGGAAAAGCACUAUGGUGGCUAUUGCUACCUCUUCUAUACUAGAUUAACCCCCACACGAUACCCCCUUCCCGCUAGACUCCCAACAAUGGCUGCUAAUUACUGGGCAUCAACUCAACGCCGACAUUGGCUCUUCACGAGAGAGAAGUUGGCAGAGAUUCGGGAGAACUUUAGAGAGCGGGACAUGGUCGCUCAUAGUCAGUUUCCUCUGCCGGAUCAGAGGUUGCUGAACAUCUACUUCAGUCAACCAUCCGAGCUCACCAGACCAACAGAACUCAUCAAAUUGGGCAAACGGAUGUCUACUCGACAACAAGCACUUGCGACAGCGCAAGUCUAUGUCAAGAGGUUCUACACCAAGAACGAGAUUAGACAUACAAACCCGUAUCUUGUCGUCACUACUGCCUUCUAUCUGGCCUGUAAAAUGGAAGAAUGCCCUCAACAUAUUCGCUUUGUCGUCGGAGAGGCUAGAGGUCUCUGGCCAGAGUUUAUUGCCCCAGACGUUUCAAAACUAGGAGAAUGCGAAUUCUCUUUGAUAUCGGAAAUGAACUCUCAGCUUAUUGUGCACCACCCAUAUCGAACUUUAUCAGAACUCCAACCCGAGCUGUCACUUACGUCAGAUGAAGUUGCUCUUGCAUGGUCUGUAAUCAACGACCACUAUCUCACCGACUUGCCGCUCUUAUAUCCGCCUCACGUCAUCGCUGUCAUGGCGAUUAUCGUCGCCGUGGUCUUCAAGCCCAGCCAAACGAGCUUUCACGGGUCAGCAGCGCCACUGGCCAGCGCGAUGCGCGAUGGGGGGAUGAACAUCCUUGGAGCAUUGGGAGACAAGGGCGGCAACGGCCCUCCUCCCCGCAUUCAACGACUUAUAGGAUGGCUUGCCGAGAGCGAGGUGGACAUCAAGGCAGUCAUAGAGUGUACUGAAGAGCUGGUGUCGCUUUACGAGGUCUGGGAGCAAUACAGCGAAAAGCAUUGCAAGGAGCUUCUUGGACGGAUGGUGAAGAGCAAGAACCUGGACAAAUGA